AUGCCUGAAAAAGAACUUAAUUAUAUAAGGUCAGCAGAUGCUGCUACGUCCAACGAGAAGGAUGGUGGAGUUUUUGUCGAUGCUUUUGAAGCCAGUGAUAACAAGGCCCCUAUGGGCAAAUUUGAGAAAUUCCGUGACUCUUUUAGGAGAUUCGACGAUACUGAAUUAGGAAUUGACCCUAACUUAUCGGAAGUGGAAAGAGCUGCUAUCAUCACUGCUAACUCCCCAUUGUCGAGGUCUUUGAAGAACAGACACUUACAGAUGAUCGCCAUUGGCGGGUCCAUUGGUACAGGUCUUUUUGUGGGUUCUGGUACUACUUUGAGAACCGGGGGUCCAGCAGGGAUUUUGAUUGCUUAUAUUAUCAUUGGGGUUAUGAUUUAUUGUACUGUCCAGGCGUUAGGAGAAUUGGCUGUGACAUUCCCGGUUUCUGGUGCUUUCGUUACUUACAAUACUCGUUUUAUUUGUCCAUCAUGGGGGUUUGCUAUGGCUUGGAACUAUGCUUUGCAAUGGUUGGUUGUGUUUCCGUUAGAAUUGGUGGCGGCGUCUAUUACUAUUGAGUAUUGGAACCUGUCAAUUAAUUCGGCGGCGUUUGUGGCUAUUUUCUAUGUUUUGAUUGUUAGUAUUAAUUUUUUUGGUGUCAAAGGUUACGGUGAAGCAGAAUUUAUUUUCUCCCUCAUUAAAGUCACCGCAGUAAUGGGCUUUAUUAUAUUAGGUAUAAUUAUUGCCGCAGGAGGUGUAGGUCCUCAAGGUUACCUUGGUGGUAGAUACUGGCAACAUCCAGGUGCCUUUGCUAAUGGAUUCAAAGGUGUCUGUACUGUUUUCGUCACCGCUGCUUUUGCUUUUGCUGGUACUGAAUUAGUAGGGUUAGCUUCUGCAGAAUCUGCUAAUCCAAGAAAGUCUUUACCAAAGGCGACCAAGCAAGUUUUCUGGAGAAUUGUUUUAUUUUAUGUUAUCUCUUUAACCUUGGUUGGUUUAUUGGUUAGAUACGAUGACGAGAGAUUACUUUCUGACUCUUCUGUGGACGCUAAAGCCUCUCCUUUCGUUAUUGCUAUCAAAAAUGCUGAGAUUAGUGGAUUACCAUCGGUCAUGAAUGUUGUCAUUAUGAUUUCUGUUUUAUCUGUCGGUAAUUCGUCUGUUUUUGCUUCUUCAAGAACUCUAGCCGCAUUAGCAGCUGCAAGACAAGCGCCAAAGAUUUUUGGCUAUAUUGAUAAAAAGGGUCGUCCAUUAGUUGGUAUUAUCGUCCAAUGCACCUUUGGGUUACUUUGUUUUGUCUCUGCGUCUGAUAAGCAAGGUGAGGUUUUCAAUUGGUUGAUGGCCUUGUCCGGUCUUUCUUCCAUCUUUACCUGGGGUUCGAUUAACUUCUGUCAUAUUAGAUUCAGAAGGGCUUUGAAAGUACAAGGAAGAGAUACCUCCGAGAUUGCAUACACUUCUCAGGUCGGCCUUAUUGGCUCAUAUAUUGGUAUGACUUUAAACAUCUUGGUCUUAAUUGCCCAAUUCUGGGUCGCAUUGUUUCCAUUGGGCAGUUCUCCAGAUCCAAGUGCAUUCUUCCAAAGUUAUCUUGGUUUCCCAGUUGUUUUAUUCUUCUAUAUCUGUCACAAGCUUUAUAGAAGGAACUGGAGACUCUAUAUUAGGGCCAAAGAUAUUGAUAUUGAUACUGGUAGAAGAGACUUAGAUUUGGAUUUAUUAAGGCAAGAACUUGCCGAAGAACGAGCAUUUAUUGCCGCAAAACCUUUCUACGCUAGGGUUUGGAACUUCUGGUGUUAA
Molecule: messenger RNA, 1764 nt
Organism: Debaryomyces hansenii CBS767
Lineage: Eukaryota; Fungi; Ascomycota; Pichiomycetes; Serinales; Debaryomycetaceae
Gene: GAP2
Product: amino acid permease
Exons: 1
Coding region: 1-1764 (587 amino acids)
Biological process (GO): amino acid transmembrane transport
Cellular component (GO): membrane
Molecular function (GO): amino acid transmembrane transporter activity
Source: RefSeq, a predicted model, not a curated record